This is a messenger RNA of Uranotaenia lowii, 756 nucleotides long. Its product is annotated as glycerol-3-phosphate dehydrogenase [NAD(+)], cytoplasmic-like. The record is from RefSeq and is a predicted model, not a curated record. Gene Ontology annotation, molecular function: NAD binding; oxidoreductase activity, acting on the CH-OH group of donors, NAD or NADP as acceptor. The transcript has 2 exons. Lineage: Eukaryota; Metazoa; Arthropoda; Insecta; Diptera; Culicidae. Gene Ontology annotation, biological process: glycerol-3-phosphate catabolic process. Bases 487 to 741 code for a protein of 84 amino acids. Gene Ontology annotation, cellular component: cytosol.
CCAAAGCAAGCAAGUCAGUCCAUUUAAGUCGCUCUGUUUGUUCGGUCGUGUUUCGGUCAUCCGGAAACCGGAAGCAGUUGUAUGUGGUGUUAAAAUUCACUCUGUGUGUGUCAACAAAAUUGUGUUAUCCACCAGCUUAGCGUGACUGAGUUGCACCGGAUCGUGAUCGUGACCGAGCUUUGCAUGUUAACGGUGGGGUAGUCGGAGAUCAAGUGCAGCUGCAGCAUUCAGAAAAUAUUCGAUCCGCGCGCGCCAGGGGAGCACAGUGUGUUGUGAACCUAUUUUUGCUUCACUACUUAACAAUUAAUUAUAUAAGGGCUUGUGUCGAUUUGGCUUCCUGCUGCAGCUCGUCUUUCGUGUGAUCGGUGGCCUUUUCUGAGUUCAGUCACAGUCUCCGCUCGAAAGCUGCCAAAGAAGGUGCAGUUUCAGUGUCCCUUGUUUUCUCCGCUUGAGUAGUACCUACACCGAAUCUUCGCUGCUAUCAUUAUGGCUGAUAAGGUGCGAGUUUGCAUCGUCGGUUCCGGAAACUGGGGCUCGGCCAUCGCCAAGAUCGUCGGUGUGAACGCGAAAAGGUUGCCCGCCUUCGAGGACCGAGUAACGAUGUACGUGUACGAGGAGAUGAUCGAGGGCAAGAAGCUGACCGAGAUCAUCAACACGACCCACGAGAACGUCAAGUACCUGCCGGGACACAAACUGCCAGAGAAUAUUGUAAGUGACAUAAGGUGCCAAUUUGAUCCUUGACAGAUGGACGGAUAG